Mucor velutinosus is the source of this 579-nucleotide messenger RNA. RefSeq lists its product as uncharacterized. NCBI's taxonomy places the organism in Eukaryota, Fungi, Mucoromycota, Mucoromycetes, Mucorales, Mucoraceae. The transcript is spliced from 2 exons. The record is from RefSeq and is a predicted model, not a curated record. Gene Ontology annotation, cellular component: retromer complex; endosome. Gene Ontology annotation, biological process: retrograde transport, endosome to Golgi; intracellular protein transport. Bases 1 to 579 code for a protein of 192 amino acids.
AUGGUGCUCGUUCUUGCUAUUGGCGAUUUGCAUAUUCCUCACAGAAGCUAUGGUCUUCCCAACAAAUUCAAAAAGCUGCUUGUUCCCGGCAAGAUUCAAAAGAUAUUGUGCACAGGCAACACUGUAGAUAAAGAGACAUUUGACUAUCUAAGAACGAUUGCAGGCGACAUUGUUGCUGUCAAGGGCGAUUUUGAUGAAAUCAGCAGCAAUUUACCUCAAGCUAAAGUGAUCACAGAAGGACAGUUGCGUAUCGGUAUCAUCCACGGCCACCAAGUGAUCCCCUGGGGAGAUGCUGAAGCCUUGGACAUUACAGCCAGACAGAUGGAGGUCGAUGUGUUAUUGUCUGGACACACGCACAAAUUUGAAGCUUACGAGUACAAUGGAAGAUUCUUUAUCAAUCCUGGAAGUGCUACUGGUGCUUAUUCUUCUAUACCUGAGGCCAAUGAGCCUGUCCCUUCCUUUGUCUUGAUGGAUAUUCAAGGGAGUUCGGUCGUUACUUAUGUCUACAAGUUAAUAGAUGAUGAGGUCAAGGUUGAAAAGUUGGAGUACAAGUGCUCCACUGAUACGAAAAUGUUGUGA